Messenger RNA from Morone saxatilis (striped sea-bass), 1352 nucleotides. RefSeq names its product probable phospholipid-transporting ATPase IH. Bases 123 to 548 code for a protein of 141 amino acids. The transcript has 3 exons. Lineage: Eukaryota; Metazoa; Chordata; Actinopteri; Moronidae. The record is from RefSeq and is a predicted model, not a curated record.
CUCUAGAUACUCAUUACUGGACUUGGAUCAACCAUUUCGUCAUCUGGGGCUCGCUGAUUUUCUUUGUGGUCUUCUCUCUGCUGUGGGGUGGAAUCAUCUGGCCCUUCCUCAACUACCAGAGGAUGUACUAUGUGUUCAUGCAGAUGUUGUCCAGUGGUCCGGCCUGGCUCAGCAUAAUCCUUCUGAUAACAGCCAGUCUGCUGCCAGAUGUGGUGAAGAAGGUUAUCUGUAGGGCGAUGUGGCCCACAACAACUGAACGCAUACAGAACGCUGAUAAACUCUACAAGGGCCAGCUGUCCGAGUUCACCCCCCUGGCGUCUCUCCACGCCCCAUCAAAGGCCGACAGCCACCGGCGAGGCUCGGGCACCCAAAGGAACGCCCCGAACCCUCGAAGGUCUGAACCCUUUAGCAAGAAAAUCAUGUUCACACGCUGGCAAAAUACGCCAGACUACUGCACCUUCACCCCCCUCCUCCGAUUUGCCGACGGCUCCCGCCACUCAAAGCAGGGACACACCUACAGUGAGGCGGGGCCAGAGACCUCGGUCUAAUUUAUUUCUGUCCAGUUCCUGUUCUUAUUUUCUAAUAUUAGAUACAACUUGGAGUUGAACUGAACAAAGCAGUAAUUCUAAUGUUUUGCAGAGCUGACCAGGUCGCUACUAGCAGAGCUGGAAAGUUACACAAAAGUAACUUAAACUCCUUUAUUUAAGUUACUGAGCUGGGAGUCAAAUAAUGUUAGAUAUCUUUAAUCCAUCUGGAAGGGAUUACAACGAAAGUGACCUUCACAACUGUUCCCAAGUCAGCAGCCAAGUAUGGCACAAAGUACUAUGGGACGGCUCUGGAAAAGGACUCCAUCCACAGGGCCUCGCUCGCCACUACACCGUGCAAAGGGCUCAGUGUAUUGAUGUCACAACAAACAGACUCUUUGAUUUCUUAAACUAUAUUGUGUCACACUGAAAGUAUGUGCACUGGCCCUUUAUGUCUGCCUGCCUUUGAUAGCUGGCAGCUGAAGUGUACUUUACUCCAGUUCAUAGGAUUUAUAUGACUUUUUAAAAAAAUGCCGAUAAUCAUGACGUGUUGUGUGCUGCUGCUGCUGAUUAUGUUGAUGAUGAUGAAGACAGUAACAGUACUUAAGCCAGCUCGAGCUUUCUCUGACCAAGCAUGUUCUUUUCUUCAUUCCUACCAUCCCUCUUUCUUUCUUUUCUGUCUGUCUGUUUGUUCCGCCUCUCUUUAGGACUAACUGGUGUUGCCUGUGUGCGAACCUAUUAUCUCGAAACACUCCCUAGGACUCUCUGAGAUCGAACAACAUUGUAAGGAGGGGUGUAGUAGAGCAGUGAAGUGUUGGACAAGUGGAC